This is a messenger RNA of Paramecium octaurelia, 155 nucleotides long. Lineage: Eukaryota; Ciliophora; Oligohymenophorea; Peniculida; Parameciidae. The record is from the annotation of a GenBank genome assembly.
AUGGGGGAGUAAUUGUGCUACCUCUUAAAAUUGUUAGAAAAAGGAGGAGAUUCUUAUUAGCGAAGUUAACAAUAAUCAAGUCACAGAUAAAUUAAUACUCUUAAUAGCCAAAUGAGGAGGAAGAGGAAGAUCUUAUAAUGAUCUAAAAUAUAUUA